Molecule: messenger RNA, 1048 nt
Organism: Diuraphis noxia (Russian wheat aphid)
Lineage: Eukaryota; Metazoa; Arthropoda; Insecta; Hemiptera; Aphididae
Source: RefSeq, a predicted model, not a curated record
GUGACAUCCGAAUACUCAGACACUAUGCGCCACCAGUUCGUCUUAUCCAUUCUGCUCUUGCUGCCGACCGUCCGGGCCGUGGUUGGUCCGAAAAACGGAAGUGAAAUACGACCAAAAAACGAUGAUGAUGUAUCGAUCAACAGUCUGGAUGACGUAGAUCUCAGUUGUGAUGGAGGUAGAUGUGAACCAGAUGGACAAGGCGGUGUCCCAUCGACGAGUUGGACAACCACCAAGAAACCAAAUAUUUUUCAACUGGACAAUAAAUCUUGUCCAGGAUUCGAACUACCUCCAGUUUUCCCUCGGCAACAUUGUGACACAGAUAGAGACUGCUGGCCAAGGAUAUGUUGUGGAUACGGUGGACUCAACGGUCAAAAAUACUGUCGAAUUCCUUUGCCAAGUUGGCGAAACGAUUUAAUGAAAACCAUUACAAAAAGCCUCCGGUCUAGCAGGCCACGAUACCUGCAGUGCAGCCCACCGCCGCCSAAGCGCUACGAUCUGUUCCCGCGGAAGUGCCGUACCACUGUGGACUGCCUGCCUGAUCUUUGCUGCCCGGAAAUUGGAAGAAACGUCUGCCGGCCACCCAAGGAAAUAAUACAGCCAAUCAAGGUCCGGCUGUCCAUCGGGUAGACAGUCUCGGCGUCUGUUUUUUUAUCAGCCCAACUGAAUUUGCAACUCAAUCACGUUUUUUAUCACCGAUCGAAAUACUAAUCUCAAUGUCAAUCCUAUAGAACAUGUUUAUAAUUAUUUUUUUGAAAAUAUUUUAAAUCCAUCGCAAAAGACUUGAAAUCACAAAAUUAUAACACGGCACGUGCUCUACUGAUAAAUAUUUUUAGGACACUUUUUUUUAAUGCGUUCUAAAAUAUUUUCCCGAAACGAUUACAAAACUUUUUCGAUUGUUCUUAUACUAUUAUUUUGSCCUGCGGGAUAACAUUGUUGUUCUGUGUUAUUAUGCAAUCGUACCUAUCUAGUCAUUACUCAUUUGUGAAUUAUUUUUAAUUGUCGAAUCUUUCCAAACACCCGAACGAAGAUAUUACGGAUAAACGUACAA